Messenger RNA from Nicotiana tabacum (common tobacco), 937 nucleotides. RefSeq names its product H/ACA ribonucleoprotein complex subunit 1-like protein 2. NCBI's taxonomy places the organism in Eukaryota, Viridiplantae, Streptophyta, Magnoliopsida, Solanales, Solanaceae. Gene Ontology annotation, molecular function: box H/ACA snoRNA binding. Gene Ontology annotation, cellular component: box H/ACA snoRNP complex. Gene Ontology annotation, biological process: snoRNA guided rRNA pseudouridine synthesis; ribosome biogenesis. The record is from RefSeq and is a predicted model, not a curated record.
AUGAGACCUCCAAGAGGACGUGGUGGCGGAGGAUUUAGGGCCGGCAGAGAGGGCGGCCGCGGCGGUCGGGGCUUCGGCCGUGGAGGUGGUCGCUUCCCUCCUCGUGAUGAAGGGCCUCCUCCCGAAGUAGUUGAGAUUUCUUCAUUUGUGCACGCAUGUGAAGGAGAUGCAGUGACUAAGCUAACAAAUGAGAAAAUCCCAUACUUUAAUGCACCCAUUUACCUUCAGAACAAGACCCAGAUUGGAAAAGUCGAUGAGAUUUUUGGUCCCAUUAAUGAAUCUUAUUUUUCCAUAAAGAUGAUGGAGGGAAUAAUUGCGACUUCAUAUUCAUCUGGAGAUAAGUUCUACAUUGACCCAGCUAAGCUUUUGCCACUGGCCAGAUUUCUUCCGCAGCCCAAGGGACAGCAGCAAGCUUCUAGAGGUGGAGGACGUGGUGGAGGAAGAGGUGGGGGAAGAGGCGGUUUCCGUGGUGGUGGUGGUGGUUUCCGUGGAAGGGGUGCUCCUCGUGGUGGUAGAGGACCUCCUAGAGGUGGUCGUGGAGGCAGUUUUAGGGGUAGAGGGAGAUUUUAGAAGCAACUGUAGUAUUGUAUUCAAUUUUAGAUAUAGUGCUGCGAUGUUGUUGAAUCAAUUGGGUGGGAGGAUGUCGCUACAAUUCUGUUCGUGGAAUUGGCUCGUUUUCAUUUCCACUGAACUGGAACCAUUUGAGUGUUUUUUGCCCAUUGAGCACCCAUCAUGAUCAACAGCAGUAUUAGUUAAAUGCAUUCUACUGUAAUCUGAGAUCCUUAUGCUUGAAGUUGGUUUAUUUUAUGCUGGUGAUUUUGGUACAUAUCUUGUAUUGGUAGCCCAACUCUUUUUUUUUUCUUUUCUUUUUUCUGAAGCAUAACUCAUUCAUUAUGUGGACGAUUGCAAUAGAUCUCGGAAGUUUGACCUUGGCUUA